Messenger RNA from Microtus oregoni (creeping vole), 1077 nucleotides. RefSeq names its product saoe class I histocompatibility antigen, A alpha chain-like. The coding region runs from base 79 to 1077 and encodes 332 amino acids. Gene Ontology annotation, cellular component: external side of plasma membrane. NCBI's taxonomy places the organism in Eukaryota, Metazoa, Chordata, Mammalia, Rodentia, Cricetidae. Gene Ontology annotation, molecular function: peptide antigen binding; signaling receptor binding. The record is from RefSeq and is a predicted model, not a curated record. Gene Ontology annotation, biological process: immune response; antigen processing and presentation of endogenous peptide antigen via MHC class Ib; positive regulation of T cell mediated cytotoxicity. The transcript is spliced from 4 exons.
AGCUCCCUUCUCUCCACGUUUGGACCUGCGCCCCCUGCACACCUCCCAAGGGGUGCACCUGUUCCUCGAUCUGGCCGGAUGCAGGGUCACCGCGCGCCACUCCUAGGCUCACACUCCCUGCGUUAUUUCUCCACCGUCUUCUACAAUCCUGGCCACGGCGAACCUCGGGUCAUGGUCGUAGGCUGUGUGGACAACACACAGAUCUUGAGCUUUGACAGCGACAAUGAGAGUCAGCGAGUGGAACCGCGGGUGCCAUUCAUGGCGCAGGAUCCUGAGCAUUUGGAUGAAUUGACGCGUCUCGGCAGGCGCAUCUUAAUAAUUGGCCGAAUCGAACUGAGGACCCUGUUCAACUACCGUAGCAAGAGAGAGAAUGGGUCUCACACUAUCCAGAAGAUUUGCGGCUGCGACGUAGGGCCAGACCACCGUCUACUCCGUGGGUAUGAGCAGAUCGCUUAUGAUACCCAGGAUUAUAUCUCUCUGACUGAGGACCUGCGCUCCUGGAUCGCAGUGGAUACCAAGGAGGCUCAGAGCACCAGGCGCAAGUGGGAGGCAGCUGGGUAUGCAAGGCUUUUUAAAUCUUUCUUGGAAGGAGAGUGUGUGACGUGGCUUCUCAAAUACCUGGAUAAAGGGAAGGAGAUUCUGCAGCGUGCAGAUCCUCCAAAAACAAAUGUGACUCAUCACCCCAGACCUGAAGGAGGUGCCACCCUGAAGUGCUGGGCCCUGGGCUUCUACCCUGCAGACAUCACCCUGACCUGGCAGAGGGAUGAGGAGGACCUGACCCAGGACAUGGACCUUGUUGAGACCAGACCUGCAGGGGAUGGAACCUUCCAGAAGUGGGCAGCUGUGGUGGUGCCUUCAGGAGAAGAGCAGAGAUACACAUGCCAUGUGCUGCAUGAGGGGCUGCCUGAGCCCCUCAUCCUGAAAUGGGAGCCUCCUCCAUCUCCCACCACCCCCAUCAUGGGGAUCAUUGCUGGUCUGAUUCUCCUUGGAGUGUUGGUUGCUGGAGCUGUGGCUGUCAUUGUGAUGAGGAAGAGUACAGGUAGGACAGGACAGUGUCUGAGAUUUGGGCCUUCCUGA